UCUAAUUCCCAACUCAUCCAACCACCUCAGACAAAAAGCGAAGUAUACAUUUGCAACCAAACAGGGUUCUUCCCAUGUCUCCACACACUUCACCUUAGGCAUAAGAGAAAUCGCAGCCGAAACUGACAGAACACAAAAUCCUAAAAUCUUUGUAAUUAAAUUCAACAAAGUCUCCGUCCAACAGCUAAAGCAAAUCGCUAAUUGGUGGCGCUAGCUUGUCAAUUGAGGUUUUCUUCGAUUCUUCGAUCUCAGAUUAAAGUAGUUGGAGCAGGCUUUUUUCCCAUUAAAAGGAGGAAGUUUGCAAUGGUGGGAUGAAGAAGAGAGGGAAAGAGGAACAUGGCGAGAGGGAAGUGGGUCUUUUCUUACAAGAAAACCACUCUCUUAGUUUGCUUCUUCAAUAUUGCCGUUGCUCUUUACGUUCUUCGCUCUCUUUAUGCUUCUCUUUAUAUCUACUCCGGUAACGUUUCCCGCAACGUUGCUUUGUAUAAUCCAGAUCAGAUUCGGAAAAUGGAAGAGUCAAUGCAAAUCCGCAGGGAAUUUAAACCCGUGGAGUUAAUUAAGUGGGUAAAGGCUCUAGAGGGGGAGCUUUCGAGUGAAACUAGGGCGGUUGAGUUGUCGCAGCAUUUGAAACAGAACAUAAUUGAUGAGAUCUUGCAGAGACUAAGGGGGUUGAAUUCUAGUGGCGCAGAUAUUGCCAAGGAACGAGAAGUAGUUGAAAAUUGGCGCAAGGGAAAACUGGAAGAGGUCAAGUCGGCUCUUGUGAAGGGGACUUCCAAUUCAUCCAUCCCCCAUGAAGAAGCUGGUAUACUAGCAAGAGCCUUGGAGUCUGAUUGGGCUCUGCUUUGUGAAGAAAUUGGCCUUUGGGUACCUGCUCAAGUUGCCAAUGAAGAACAUGAUGACAAACCUGAGGGUGCAGAGGAGUUUGAUGAGGAGGUUCUUCCUGGCAGGCCCCUUUCACCCGAGUGCCAUGCGGAACUUCAUACAGAUUAUGAUGGUUCUGCAGUAAGAUGGGGUCUUACACAUCACAAGGAUAGCGCAGCUGAUUGCUGUCAAGCUUGCUUGGAUCAUGCUAAACAUGCCAAAGAAGGUGAAAAGAAAUGCAAUAUCUGGGUUUAUUGCCCAUCUGAGUUUGGGUGUCAUUCUCCAGAUAUUUACCAGCACAAACAUCAGGAAUGUUGGCUGAAAUAUGCUGAGAAACCUCGACUAAAUUUUAAGAAUAAGUAUCCAGAAUGGUAUCGAAAUUCGCACCCUUCUGCACCAGUGAUCGUUCCAUGGGCCUCUGGUAUUACUAGUUCAUGAGUCCAAUAACCAAACACCAAAUGUAACUUUAUCAACCAGAGCUACCGUCACACGAGCUCAAACAUGAUCGUGGAUUAUAUACCACUGUUCUUGAACAUGUUUUUUUGUGUAGGAAAUGAACUGGGGAACAAAGAAUUUUCCCAAUGGUCAUUUAGGACUUGGUUUUGGUCAAAAUGCAGUUUUUGACAGACUCACCUCAGUGCCAAGGAUUUUCCACCAAGGUCGGGUCUAAAACACUUAGGAAAGGUGACUUAUAAAUGAUGAGGAAGUUGUUUUUCUGUAUGCUAUCUGAUAACAUUAUUCAUUGUAUCUGUGGGACUUAUAAUCCUACUCAUAUUAUCAUUCUUGUUC
Molecule: messenger RNA, 1650 nt
Organism: Vigna umbellata (rice bean)
Lineage: Eukaryota; Viridiplantae; Streptophyta; Magnoliopsida; Fabales; Fabaceae
Product: dimethylallyl, adenosine tRNA methylthiotransferase
Source: RefSeq, a predicted model, not a curated record